AUGACUACGGAUGUUCCUGUCCUAGAGGAUGUGGAGAUGAAAGAGCCCCAGGCGCCCCCCUCCAAUUCUGCUACCUCCGCCGGGCCUUCCACCCUCCAGCGUAACUCGAGCAUCUCUUUUUUUUCCUCAUACAAAACAUAUUCUUCUUAUUCUUCUGUCGGUUGCUUCUGUGGGUCGUACUUAUCUUCUCUUGCAUUUUUUGGGCUCCGUCUCCGGAUGAAAUUUCUCAGAUUUGAAAGAGAUCGUCGCGCUAAUCGAGACAGGGGCCUACGCUAAGGAGAUUCGGCGGAUCGUCAGGGCGGUACGCCUGACGAUCGUGCUUCGAAAGAAGCUCACGUCGGGGGUAAUCUCCGCGUUUCUCGGCUAUGCCCUGGUGCCGGGCUCCGAGGUUCAUUCUCGCUUGUCAUCCUAUCUCUCGAAGGUGACUAUUUUUAACUUGCGCUUUCUUUCGCGUCUCAUAUAUUACAUUAUCGCGUGCCUUUAUGUUCGCUGAAGGUUGCUGUGUUGGGAUGACUGAUUAAUUGGGGCUAAGUUUUAUCAACCAAAUGACUCGUUUCCCUCUUGAUACUCCUUUGUAUUUUUUCUGGUUUUUAAGCAGUUCAUUUGAAAAAAAUGGGCUAUUUGUUCCGAAUGGACAAUUGCCUGAAUUUAUGAAAGAUGUCUGUUGCUCCUCUGCUGCUGCUGCCUUUUUUUCUCUCUCGUUGGUGCUUGAGUCUGCCAACAGAUACUACCGAAUGCCAUCUAGCCACUGUAGUUUACUAAGGACUGAGCGGAUGAGGUGCCUGGCUUUUGGAUGCGGUAAACUCGUACAAAUGAAGCUUAUGAGCAUCGAUGUCUCAUCCCCUCUACUCAUGUUACUAAGAGAUCGCUUGCAACCUGAAUUUCCAUCGAAGUUGCUGUCAAGUAGCAAGAAUUUGUGAGCAAUGGUUUCCUGAGGAACCUCGGUGUUUUCCAGGAUUCACCAUUCUUGUGAAACUAUGGAUAUGAUCAAUAGUUAUAUUUAGAUAUUAAUGACUAAAUUUUCAUGUUAGUUGGAUAUUUCUGGUCCUUGAAUAGAUACGUUCAUAAUUCUAGUGGCCAUUGAAUCGUUUUCUAUUUCAAGAAGGUUUGGAACUGUUUGAAAAAUGCACAUGUUAUUACUGUAUUUCUUUCCACAAGUCUUGAAAAUGAUUAGAAGAUCUGUGAAUGUUAACAUGGUGAUGGUCUUUCGAAGCCCUUCCAGACUCGAACCCACAUUUUGACCCACAUGGGGCAAGAUGAUCGUCCUUUUCUACUCUGGAAGCAUAACAGAAGCUGAGAUCUAUUUUUCAGUUUCGGUUAUCAUUGGACGAAAAUCGAAUUUCUCGGGGCACUCAAAAUGUUGAGAAUACAUAGCUUAAAUUCAUAAACUGGGGAAAAUUGUAGAUAAUGAUUGACGGACUCAAUUUUUUCUAUACUUCUGUCAUGCACAGAAUAAAAGCUAUCUGCCUUGAGGGUAAGGCAUUGAGCUACACAUGUACCACUGUCAUAGGUGUAAUGAAAAUAUCGCAAACGCCCUAUCUAAGAACUGUAUAUCUAAGAACUAUUGUUGUGAACCUACCCACUGAUGUUUAGCUGGGCAAAAUAAACCGUGAUUGGUUGUUUUUUUUCUAUUUUAAUGAGUUUUUGGCUGCUGCAUCAUGCUGGUACGUUCAUUUACUCGGGUCAAUGUUGUGAUUUUCUUUGGGAUGUACUUCACUUUCAUGUGUUGGUGAGUAUUUUUUCGAAGGCAUAUAGCACAUUGGUCUUUUUUACCUUAUUGUGUUUAUCCCUUCUGAUACUAAUAUUGUUACAUUUUACUACCCGACCCGUUUUAUAUAGAAUUAUAUAGGUGCGUUGCUCCAUUUUCUCAAAUGAGAAACAUUUUGAAUGCAAUUUUGAACACAGUAUUUGGUCCAUCAAUCUACUCUGCAUUUCUUCUGAAUGAACAGAUCUCUAAGUGGUGGCCUCAUGUGGUAGGGUAGUUUGACAUUACUGCUUUUGUAUGCUGGAUUGUCACAGAAUUGGUAGUGCGAUAUUGAUGGUUUUAAAUUUUGAAUGUUUUCUUUGAAACACAAAACCUCUGUUGAUGCCCAUAAGAUAAUAAAAUGGCUCUGCUUAGAGAACAUUAUUUGGAAGAUACUUUAUCGGUGCGAAAAAUAUUCUAGUAUGGUGAGUAUAGUUCUGGAAUAUUAUUCCAAUUUAAGUCCUCCAUUGGACACAGGUUAAAUAUCAGGUUUUCAGAGAUAGGUGGCCUUUGCUGAGAUAAUUUUGAGGAAAAAAACACGAAAUUACCAACAUGAUAAAUUCUCUCCUGCUGGGAAGGGAGGAGGACGAAACGUUUGAAAGUUUUAAUGUUGAUACAUUCAUGUAGGAAGAAGGUUACGUUGGAUUUUUCUGGAUGUUUUUUUGGAUAGUAGAGUGCACAAUGAUUUUUGAGUGAAUGAAGCAUAAAAUUCUGUAAAGUUAGUUGUUUGGAGGUCGUUCGCCUCUUUACUCUUAUACCCUUCUGUGCUCAACUGGGUCUUGACCAAAUAUACUCACAGAAAAACUGGAUUAGCGCAGAAAUUUCCAUCUAGUGGAGCAUUCUUUCAUUCGCCCUUUAUGGCCAGCCAUCUUGGCUUUCUCAUAUGAUGCCACUUAUCUUGCAUAAUAUUCUUAUCCCAAUUUUCUUGGAGUUUUCAAUGAUUUCUGCUCUAUAGUCCUUGGCUUCUCAUUUGAUUAUAUCCUCUCAAUUAUGUCACCAGCUGUCUCCAUAUUGAGCGCUUCAGAUGGAAAUCGAUUAAUGGUCCAUGUGGUUCCACAUCAAGUGAUUUGUCUGAUUAUUUUGCCUUCAUCUGUCGCACUUAUAAGUAGACCGGUCAGAAUUUUGUAUUUUGUCAUAUUUCAAUUGGAUAGAGCCUUGCAUAUGGGACAUUAGACUUUGUCAUUUUUUAAUGGUACGUUAUUCUACUUUGUGGGAAAAGGCUAAGUCAUAAGACAAACGUUUUACAUUUUUCCUCAUGCUUGGGUGCAUGGAGGUUAAUAACUUCUUCUUGAACUAGUGAAGGAAUCCUGUGGGGCAUUUUAUUGAGUUGUAGAGUCUAUUCUUGAUGGGCUGCCUCGCUGUUCUAAUUCUUAAAAUUCCUCUUACCUGAGUAUUUGCAUUGCAUGGAAAUAAUGGAAUCUUUUUUAUGGCCUUCCAUGGUGGUGUUUUAUUGGUGUUUUUCAACGGUGUAAUUUUGUGAAGGGGGGGAUAAGUUGCUGGUUCUAGUGAUUCAAAUUUGUUCAUUUGUUGACUGUUUGGAAUUUUGGAAUAAGGUACAGUGCCCAUUUGUUAUGCCUUGUCCUUGGAAUUAACUUAUCAAACCAUGUUUGUUGAGCUCAGACCCCUAGUUAUAAGUUAAGUAAGUCACUCUUCAAACCCCAAUUUCAUCAAUUGAGUUAGUUUGUAGGUAGAGGGAUAUUCUGUGUAUUUUCGUUUAGAUUGUCGACCUUUUGAGUGCUUAUGUUUUGGAAUAAGCUAAUAUUGCCGUAGGGAUUACCCUCUCUUGUUUUCUAAUUCUUUGACCACAAAGACUGCUCUUUUUGUCUUUAUGUUGGUGCUAUGUUUCCACCAGAUGACAACAAUUCUGCCCUUAUCGUUUCUUAGUUAGAUGCUAUUCUCAAUACCUUGAUCCAAUUAAUUUAUUUCUUUUAUGAUGUGAGGUUUACUACGAGGAGCCUGUCAUCUCGUUAUUGUACAUCUAUCUCACUUAUUUGGUCUUGGGCAUCAGUUGGUGCAUUUUUUCCGGGAGAUAUCCAUCUUUCCUAUCCUUUUUUUUCCUCACUACUUCUUAAACUUUCAUUAAUUGGUUGAUUCUGUCAUGCUUUCCAUCUUACGGCCUCACUCAUAAUAGGAAAGGGAAGUUGUACUAACAUUAAACAAAUCUGAUGACAAUAGUGUCGUAAGGCGUGGGUCAUUAGAUUAUUGAUGUAAGCCUUCACAUUCAUUUGUAUAGCCACUUGUUACUGUACAACUAAGAAGUUUCAGUGAAGGGAAAGUUAAUGUCGGUCUUAUGUGUCCUCUGGCCAUGGCGAUCAUAAACAGAAAUGUGAAAUGUCUGAUAGAAACAAGGUUUACAACUAUUAAAACCAGCUGGGAACGGUCAAGUUUUCAUCGGACGAAUCCCUUGUUAAAGCAAAUACUAAGCACGCCUUUUUGUGUUACGUCUCUGUUCGAAAUAGUAAGGAACUGUCUUGUUCUGUUGAAUCAGGAACAAGCUAUGCGUGUAACCAAGAUCCAAAUUCGAUCAGAAAUUAAAUAAAUGGAUUAAGAAAUUUAUUUAGCUAGACCUUGGUGAGAAUCCCGAACUUUCUUGCCAAAUUCACAGGUUUGAUUAAGUGGAUGUUGAAGAUAUUUGACGCUUGGUUUUUUGCAGUGUAUAAUUAAAAAUCGUAGUCUGCUUUGGGAAGUAUAUUUUAUUUCGUGUUUUGUCUGUUCUUGACCACCAUUGUUUACAAUUUCCCCUUAAACGUCGAGAAAACAUCAAAGUCCAUUUGUAAUGGUGUCUUGUUUUUCUGUCUUUAUGAAUCCUUCUCUACGAAUUCUUCUGAAAAUGGAUCAGAAAAUCUUCUGAUGAGUGUCUGAUUUGAAACCAUUUUGCACAGUCUAAUGUAUAGUAUAUGCACAAUUGAUAUGUGUGCGCAUAAAUAUUUCUGAGCUAUGAAUUUCUAAUUGUGGAAAAUAUUCAUGAAACGGCAUGUAUAGGCAACACAUUUUUUGCUAUAAACCCUCUUGACAUUUUGCACAUUUUGGGAAAAAUUCUGAACUGAAUUCCUUCCUUACCGUCUGGACUUUAUUAUUGUUGAUCCUGCUCACAGAAUGCAGUUCGGAUACUCUCUUUUUUUAUUUCUCGAAGGUAAAAUGUAUCACUUCCAAUUUUGUUCUCUUGCAUCUCGUGUACUUUGCGGUGAGAACGGUGCAUGUGUAGUUAGACGUUGCUUUCACCUUCAUUGAGAUUAACAGAAUUUUCUAAAAGGGAUGUCAAUGGUAUGUUAAUUUUAUGAAAAACACCCUUUAUCAUGCAAGUCCUGAGUCACAUUGUUUUCGUUACUGGUUUUAGGAAGACAAUCACGAUAUGGAUGUAGACACUGCAACAUCAGCGGCUCAAGCUCCUGCAAAGCAUGCUUUACCCGAGCUGGAGAUCUACUGUUAUUUACUUGUGCUCAUUUUUCUGAUAGAUAAGAAGAGAUACGAGGAGGUGUGUUCAUUGUCUAUUAAUUGAUUGACAUCCAAAUUUCCUCUGCAGUGUACCCGUAAAGCAGCCUUUUUUGUAUUCCUCAUUCUUUUCCAUGCUUUUCGCAGGCCAAGGCAUGUUCCUCAGCAAGCAUUGCUAGACUGAAAAUCUUGAAUCGAAGAACAGUUGAUGUUUUGGCAGCGAGAUUGUACUUCUAUUACUCAUAUAGCCAUGAGCUUACUAACAGUCUUGCUGAAAUCCGAGGGUGAGUUGUAAGCUAAAGGAUGUAAGAGCAUUGGUCUGCCACCUUUUUUGUUUUUCCUUUUGUGUCUGGUUUUCUAAGACCGGGCAUCCUAUAUAUCAACAAUAGUUCUCCAGAUCCCAUAUUGGGCAUCAGUCUACCCAUAGCCUCCUCCAUUCAUCUCCAUCAAUGGGUACAGAGAAAAGGGGAGUUGGCAAAUCUUUAGCCUUCCAUAUUUUAUAGAAGCCUCGUGAGUCUUCUAGAUUUGUGACAAGGAAAUGCAACCCUCAUUGCAAUUUGAGAGGUUUAUAUAUGCUUUGUUGUUCAUGUGCCACUAGGUAUCAACGCCCUUGUUUAGCUGUUUAUGUUAACAGCUGAUGAAAAUCAUGCAGUACUGCUAAUUAGAGAACACUUCUUGCUACCAAAUCUUGCUUAUAUUCUAUAUGAUCGUCGUGAUCUUGACUGGCCUGCCUUCUCAGGAAUCUUCUUGCAUUGCAUCGCCUGGCUACUCUUCGCCGAGAUGAACUGGGGCAGGUUUGUUCUCAGCGGAGAUAGGCAUUAGUCCACCUUCCUUUCUUUUUUUUUGUUUUCUGGGACCUUGCGACCAUUUUAUGAAGUUCUUUCUUUUUAUUAAUGUAUUUUUUGCCUUUGCGUGGUGCAGGAAACCCUCCUCAACCUUCUUCUUCGUAAUUACCUCCACUACAACUUGUAUGACCAGGCAGAGAAGCUCCGCUCAAAAGCCCCGCGUUUUGAAGCUCAUUCAAACCAGCAGGUCAUUAUUUCCCCCCCUCUAUGUUUUCUGUCGUUUGAUUUCAUCUAUUACCCAUAUAAUACCAUCAGCGGAAGUAGGAACACCUCGAGAUAAUUUAUGAAUGAGGGAGGAAUGGUGCUGCCUUGACUGCUUGUGCUUCCAUUUAAAAUCGUUUCCAUUGCAUAAUCUAACCCUGAUUUCACAUCAAAACCCGGUCUAGAGCUAGCUUUAUCCACCGUCACUGUGAUAAAAUUGCUCAUGGCGGCAAAGCUGUGAUUGUAGAAUAUAAUGUCCGGAAUCAAUAGAGGAAAGGAGCUCUUGGGCCUCUUUAAUGACGUUUAAAAUCCCUUUUUCUUUCUUUUUUUCUUCUGCAGUUCUGCCGGUAUUUGUUCUACCACGGGAAGAUCAUGACCAUUCAGCUCGAGUACACGGACGCCAAGGAAAGCCUCCUGCAAGCCGCCCGGAAGGCCCCUUUGAGAGCCCAGGGGUUCAGAAUUCAGUGCAACAAGUGGGCCAUCAUCGUCCGCCUCCUCCUCGGAGAGAUCCCCGAGAGGACGGUUUUCAUGCAGAAGGGCAUGAAGAAGGCGUUGACCCCCUACUUCGAACUCACCAACGUAAUCUCCUCACCAACGUAGAUGAGAGAGAGAGAGAGAGAGAAAGAGGGCUUCUUGGGGGUGAUCAGAUUAAUGGUUUCUCUCUGGUUUCAGGCGGUGAGAAUCGGAGACCUGGAGCUCUUCCGGGCGGUGGCGGACAAGUACGCCGGCACCUUCAGCCAGGACAGGACCCACAACCUGAUCGUCCGGCUGCGCCACAACGUCAUCAGAACGGGCCUCCGCAAUAUCAGCAUCUCGUAUUCUCGGAUAUCUCUUGCGGACGUUGCGAAGAAGCUGCGGCUGGAUUCCCCCAACCCGGUGGCCGACGCGGAGAGCAUUGUGGCAAAGGCGAUACGCGACGGGGCCAUCGACGCGACGAUCGACCAUGCCGGCGGCUGGAUGGUGUCCAAGGAGACCGGCGACGUCUACUCCACCAACGAGCCGCAGGCGGCCUUCAACUCCCGCAUCGCCUUCUGCCUGAACGUGCACAACGAGGCGGUGCGCGCCCUCCGCUUCCCCCCCAACUCGCACAAGGAGAAGGAGAGCUCCGAGAAGAGGAGGGAGAGGCAGCAGCAGGUGGAGGAGCUCGCCAAGCACAUCGCCGAGGAGGACGACGAGGAAUUCUAG
Molecule: messenger RNA, 7407 nt
Organism: Spirodela intermedia
Lineage: Eukaryota; Viridiplantae; Streptophyta; Magnoliopsida; Alismatales; Araceae
Source: the annotation of a GenBank genome assembly